CCGGCCCGCAUUGUUUUUUUGGGUUUCACCCUCCCGCCCACGCGUUGCGCGGCGAGUGUGCUUGCUCAUACCGAAAGUGAAAAUAAAUAAGUAAGCAAGCAAAAACCAAACGAGGGAGAGAGGCGGGCGGUGAAUUUCUGAUAGUCAUUCGGCCAAUGAUACCCCCGGAGACGACCACGAAGUCUGUGGAAGUUGGAGCCGCUGUUUGAGAGGACAGGACAGGAGAGUGCCGUCGUCCGCCACACACUGCCUGCCUGGAGCGUCCAUCUUGACAACAACCCACCGACGAUAUGGUUUAAGUCAAUGACGAUGUCUUCAGUUGGUAUCCGGUUGUGGCUGCUGACGGUGGUCUGCGUCAGCGGGCAAAAUGCUCUGAGCGUUUUCUUGCAGGUGGUCUGCCAGAAUGAGAACGUGGGCCAGUACGGUCGACCAUCAGUGGUGGACUGCGUGAUCAAGACGUUGCAGGAGGUGAAAGAUCUGACCGUGACUACCGUCACUUGGAAGAAAGACGGCGUGCGCCUGCUGUUGUUUCACAAUAACAAACUGGAGCCCACCCCGGGCUAUUCGUUUGCGGAUCCGUCUUGGAACAACAAGUCUUUGAACGUGUCCCUGCGGAUCGCCGACACCUCCGUGGCCGACCACGGCAAUUACACGUGCCUGGUGAUGUCGGACAGCGGCUCGCACAGGAGCUCAGCCAGCCUUCGUGUCACGGCCAAAUACAGCAGACCCAGCAUCCACGCCACUCCGGCAGACAUUACCCCCAACUCGGAAGUCACCCUGACCUGUCGCUCCGACGGCGGCUACCCAAAGGGCCGACUGGGCUGGUUUGUCGGUCCGAACGCGCGGCAGGUCGGAACAACUGGAACCGUGGCCGAGGUGAUGAGAAAUGGGCUGUUCAACCUGUCCAGCGAGCUGACUUUGUCGGUGGGGCACGUCGCCUCCGAGUACACCUGCGUGGUGUUCAACGCGAGCGACGGCAAAGGCGACGAGGCCGCAUUCACGAUACCCGACUCGGCCAGGUCUGCAGGGCAAGGACAAAAUCCAAAAGAGAAAGGCUUGGAUUUGGCUACCAAAGUAGUGGCGCCAGUGGUGGUCAUCGGGUCGCUGGGUAUCGGAUUGCUGCUCUAUCUGGUGCUAAGCAAGAAGUAUCCUGCCCGAAACCGCAAACCGGUUCUUCAACCUGGAACAGACCCAGAGCAAGGUUAUCCACAGGAUCAUCCUUUGGUGAACCAAGAAAGCCAGGAGACCAAGGCGUGAGGCGACACUGCAUGACCUACCGUCCGGAAUCACUAGUCAGCAUUUCUUUUUUUCCCUGUCCAUCACUGACUGCUGUUUGGACCCAAUAAAUUGUAAAGUAUUAUAAUGAUUGUUCAUCUGAGCCGCAACUUUUUAAAUCACUGAAUGAUAUCAAGCUACAGUAAAUUGAGGCUGGGUGGUUAAAAGAGGACGAGGGUUCUACAUAAGAGAGUGUUGUAAAUGAAUUCUGAGCAUUAACACUGAGCAGAACGCUCUCCAUUGCUCGCAUUUGUUGACGUCAUGCCAGUGAAGUGAUUAAUUACCCGUACGCAAAGAGUAGCAGAACCACUUUGGCUGCAGGGUCAGUUAGAAACCAAUGAGAAAACAUUGAACCUGACUUGGGAAGUGGAAACAUUUACACUCACUGGAAUAAAUAAAUUCCAGGAUAUGUAUGCAGUAAAUGUAGCUUCCUUGUUUAAUUUGGACUCGUUGAGGAGCAGGCAGGACCUGUGUGUGUGUGUGUGUGUGUGUGUGUGCGUGUGUGUCUACGUGUGCAUAAUUUGAAUUCUCUUUCACUUUCUACAUAACUCACCCCAGAUGAUAAACAGACCAAAAAGAAAGCCUGUUACUCACACUACUAAUUCUAUCUUGACACUUUAUGACAAUUUGUGUGCGUGUGUGUAUGUGUGUGUGUGUGUGUGUGUGAAUCGAUGCUCAGCAUUUCAUGACUAUAUAUGUAGCACCACUUGUAAAGAAAUCAAAAUGUUUCCAGUCCUGUGUUCCAGACCAGUCUAAAGAUUGGGAAUUUCCAAGAUCCUGGUUUUAUUUUCGUUUUCCAUUAUUAAUUCUCCCAGCAAAAGCAAAAGUCAUCACAUACGCUCACAUGGAGAGAAAUAGUCCUUAUCUUGUUGUAUCUUCUUUUUUUUAUUUUUUUUUUUAUUGUUUUAUUUGUAUAGUGUACUUUAAUCUUUUUUUCCCCACCAGGAUGAAAGUUUAUUUGUGCAUGUUUGUUUGCAAUCUAUGGAGUUUUAAAUUUGAUGUUUGAUUUUAUAUGCACAUCACAAUGCAAAAUUUGUAAUAACAGAAAUGUGUUUUUUUUUUGUGCCUUAUUGGAAAAGGUAACACAUGCAUGGGAUGUAAAAUGUCAUGUAUGUAACCCUAACCAGUUUCUUAACGCUCUUGGAUUAUUUUGUGUAUUAAAAUGAUUUUCCUGCCAUACAA
This is a messenger RNA of Phyllopteryx taeniolatus (common seadragon), 2457 nucleotides long. RefSeq lists its product as uncharacterized. NCBI's taxonomy places the organism in Eukaryota, Metazoa, Chordata, Actinopteri, Syngnathiformes, Syngnathidae. The record is from RefSeq and is a predicted model, not a curated record. Gene Ontology annotation, cellular component: external side of plasma membrane. Bases 304 to 1257 code for a protein of 317 amino acids. The transcript has 8 exons. Gene Ontology annotation, biological process: immune response; T cell costimulation; cellular response to lipopolysaccharide.